AUAAAUUUCAGUAGCAUUAUUGAUGUACAGCUUUAAACACCGAUUAGAACGCGAAAAUCCGUGACAAAAAAUAAAACAUAUUAAAUGGAUUUUAAUAAAAUUGAACAACAACAUGAAGACAAAUUGUUUAAACAGAAAUUUGGCUCCUUAUCUGUUAUAAGCAGUAGUAGUAGUGGAAGUGAAUCCCUUUGGCCAAUGUCUGCCGGUCAAUUGCCUAAAACACCCGGUGCUAUAGAUGAAAAUUCUUCGGAUGAUGUUUUGCCCAAUGAGAUAUCAGCACCCUAUGAAGUGCCUCUUCCUAUUGAGCAAAUCGAAAAGAAAUUGCAAAUUCAAAGACAGCUUAAUGUACGUGCCAUGACCGAUAAACACUCCGUACAGGGCGAUGUUACCGACGAUCCGGCAAUAAACUUUGUUGAGCAUGAGUUAAUACCAAAUUUUCAACGUGUCUCCAUCUCGGGAGAAGAUACCAGUGGUGUGCCAUUGGAGGAUUUAGAACGAGCUUCCACUUUAAUUAUACAGGCUCUAGAAAUGCGUUCACGUUACAUGUCCAUUUCGGAACAAUCAUUUCCCACAACAACGUUGCGUUUUUUGAAAACCGUACAUGAAAGUGAUCGUUUUAAUAAGAUCCAAUAUGAAGAUCGUAAAUCUAUAGCGGAAUUAAUCCGCAAGAUCAGUCUACCAAUGAUCCAUUUACCACCCAGAGAUCAUCCUAUUCAUCCACCAACGGAAACAAGUGAUCCCUGGGAUAUUGAAAUGCCUGCCGAUAAAUCAUAUUGCAUUAGGGCUGUUGAUGGUGUUUUUAAUGUGUUUCAAAAUGAGCAAUCCGAAGAGCCCAUGAUACAAAAUUAUCCUAAACUCAAAGAUUUUUGUAAUGACAUGCAAAUCAUGUGCAACAUGAUAGCAGAUGGACCAUUAAAAUCAUUUUGUUAUCGACGUUUAUGUUAUUUGUCAUCGAAAUUCCAAUUGCAUGUUCUACUCAACGAACUAAGAGAAUUGGCUUCGCAAAAGGCUGUGCCUCAUCGAGAUUUCUAUAACAUAAGAAAAGUCGAUACUCACAUACACGCCGCCUCGUGCAUGAAUCAAAAACAUUUAUUACGUUUCAUUAAGAAAACUCUCAAAAAUAGCGCCAACGAAGUGGUCACCGUUACCAAGGGUCAAGAGAUGACUUUGUCUCAGGUAUUUCAAUCGAUGAAUUUAACUACUUAUGAUCUGACAGUAGAUAUGCUGGAUGUACAUGCCGAUCGUAAUACGUUCCAUCGUUUUGAUAAAUUCAAUGCCAAAUAUAAUCCUAUUGGUGAGUCGCGUCUAAGAGAAGUCUUCCUGAAAACGGAUAAUUUUUUGAAUGGAAAAUAUUUUGCACAAAUUAUAAAGGAAGUGGCCUUUGAUUUGGAAGAAUCUAAAUAUCAAAAUGCCGAACUACGUUUGUCUAUUUAUGGCAAAUCCCGAGAUGAAUGGAAGAAAUUAGCCAAAUGGGCCAUUGAUUAUAAUGUUUAUUCAACAAAUAUACGCUGGCUUAUACAAAUACCCAGACUUUAUGAUAUUUUUAAAUCAAACAAACUAAUGACCUCAUUCCAAGACAUAUUGGACAAUAUAUUUUUGCCUUUAUUCGAGGCUACCAAAGAGCCUAGUAAACAUCCUGAACUACAUCGUUUCUUACACUAUGUUAUUGGUUUCGAUUCGGUAGAUGAUGAAUCGAAACCGGAGAAUCCUUUGUUUGAUGGUGAUAUUACUACGCCACCCAAAUGGACUGAUGACGAGAAUCCACCAUAUGCUUACUAUAUCUAUUAUAUGUAUGCAAAUAUGACAGUGUUGAAUCAGUUUAGAAAGGAACGCGGCCUAAAUACUUUUGUUUUACGUCCCCAUUGUGGUGAGGCAGGACCUGUGCAACAUUUAGUGUGUGGUUACUUAAUGGCUGAGAAUAUCUCUCAUGGUUUACUGUUGCGUAAAGUACCCGUUUUGCAGUAUUUAUAUUAUCUAACACAAAUCGGCAUAGCCAUGUCACCACUCUCCAAUAACUCGCUAUUUCUUAACUAUCAUCGUAAUCCAUUACCAGAAUAUUUGGCACGUGGUCUUAUAGUCUCGCUCUCCACAGAUGAUCCCUUACAAUUUCACUUCACCAAGGAACCUCUAAUGGAAGAAUACAGUAUUGCAGCUCAGGUAUGGAAACUGAGCUCAUGUGAUAUGUGUGAAUUGGCUCGUAACAGUGUCUUAAUGAGUGGUUUUCCUCACAAGAUGAAACAACAUUGGCUGGGACCAAACUAUACCCGCGAAGGUGUUGCUGGCAACGAUAUUACACGCACCAAUGUACCCGAUAUACGUGUGGCCUAUCGCUCCGAAACUCUACUCGAUGAAUUGUCUAACAUUUUCAAAGUUCAUCAACAUCCUUUGUCGGAUGUGGUAGAGGAGAGUCCUUAAAAUGUUUUGCGUUUUUGUCCUAUAACGGAAAUCAUGGUUGAAAUACUAAUAUUGAUGGCUUAUUCAAUAUUUAAAAACAAUUUUGUGUUUCUUUUCUGUUAAAUUAAGUGCGAAUUUAUUUGUGUAUUGCUUUUUGUAUAAGAUAUUCAAUUCAAGGAAAUGUUUAAUGGUAACACAAACUAUAACAAAACAAUAAUUAUAUAAAAAAAUGUAAUAUUUUUUAAAAAUAAUAAUAAAAUGUUAUAAAAAAUAUAUAUACUUAUUAACCAUU
This is a messenger RNA of Lucilia sericata (common green bottle fly), 2686 nucleotides long. RefSeq names its product AMP deaminase 2-like. Gene Ontology annotation, biological process: AMP metabolic process; IMP salvage. Gene Ontology annotation, cellular component: cytosol. NCBI's taxonomy places the organism in Eukaryota, Metazoa, Arthropoda, Insecta, Diptera, Calliphoridae. Gene Ontology annotation, molecular function: AMP deaminase activity. The record is from RefSeq and is a predicted model, not a curated record.